AUGUCUGCCAUGCCUAUCAUUUAUACUUCGCAAAAGAGUGCUUGGAUGGAUAGUACAAUUUUCGUGGAAUGGUUUACAGAAACUUUUAUAUCCUCUGUAAAAGCCCACCAAUCGAAAAAUGGUAAAAGAAAGAAAACAUUAUUGCCUCUUGAUAACGACCCAACUCAUUCAUCAUGUGACAUCCUAAAUGAAAAAGACGAGUUUAUAAAAGUCAUGUUUCUUCCACCUAACGUGACUUCAUUAUUACAGCCCAUGGAUCAAGGCGUUAUUGAGACUUUCAAACGGUAUUAUAGAAAAGAAUUGUUACCUCAAAAUUGGUUGGCAAAGGCAUUAAAACCAUUUGCCGAAGGAGAAUUUAUCAAGGAGUGUAUGUUAGAAGUUUGCGGUGUUUUGUGUCCUGAAAAGAAAAAUGAAUUUGAAAAAAUUAGUUUGUCAAGACGAACUGUUGUUCGACGUAUAGAAAUGAUAGCUAAUGAUAUAAAAACAACAUUGACUGACCGUAUGGCUGGUUUUGAAUCAUUUUCCAUAGCAUUAGACGAGAGCACCGAUUUGUCUGACAAAGCUCAACUGGCUGUAUUUAUUCGAGGUAUUGAUAAGGAGUUCACUGUUACUGAGGAAUUGCUAACUUUACAGCCGCUAAAAGCAACCACUACAGGAGAGGAUAUUUUUAAUGAAGUUCAAAAGUUUUGGCCUACCAUGGUCAAAAUUAAUUGGAGUAUGAACUGA
Diorhabda carinulata is the source of this 726-nucleotide messenger RNA. RefSeq names its product tigger transposable element-derived protein 1-like. Gene Ontology annotation, molecular function: nucleic acid binding. The record is from RefSeq and is a predicted model, not a curated record. Bases 1 to 726 code for a protein of 241 amino acids. The transcript is spliced from 2 exons. Lineage: Eukaryota; Metazoa; Arthropoda; Insecta; Coleoptera; Chrysomelidae.